Messenger RNA from Entrophospora sp. SA101, 1011 nucleotides. Lineage: Eukaryota; Fungi; Glomeromycota; Glomeromycetes; Entrophosporales; Entrophosporaceae. The record is from the annotation of a GenBank genome assembly.
AUGAUAUUAAUUCUAAUUGCUAUUAUUAUUGAAAUUGCUAUAUUUGUCAUAUGUAAGAAACGAAAAGCAUGUUCUACUGAUAUUGGGACAAUCACGAACCAAAAAACAUUCCGCGAUGUUGGUGUACAAACCAACGACGACUUUUUUGAAGAAUAUUCAUUGUUACCAAGUGAGAAUAAAAGCCAUGAUAGUAGUACAGCUAAUUUGGGCACUUGUAUGGAUCAAAAAGACGAGUUACCGCCUAAAACAAAUGUUAAUGAUAAUGCCAAAUCUUUAAAAGACAAUGAUGCUAAUGCUAAAGAUUCAAAUUAUCAAGAAGCUGCCGAUUUUGAAAAUAAACCAGAUCCUAGUGUUGAUGUUGCAAAAAUUAAUGAUCCCAAGAAUGUCUCAUUGCAAGAAAUCCAUGAUGAACCUGUUGAUAUUUCUGAUUAUGAAGAAUCUCGUAUGGAUAAUGAUAAUAUUGAACCCGAAUCCGAAACAGUUGGUGGCGAUGUUGCAAAAAUUAAUGAUACCAAAAGCGCUAGAUCACAUGAAAAUCAUGAUCAAUAUGUUGGCUUUAGCUCUGAUUAUAAAAAACCUUGGAUGAAUAAAGAUAUUGGACCUAAAUCCGAAACAGUUAGUUGUGAUCAUCAACAACAGAUCUCAAAUUAUCCAAUUACCGAUGAUAGUAAUUUUGAUUGGUGCAAUGAGGCUUCUAGAAGUGUUACAUUUCAAGAAGCUUAUGACAACAGACUUAAUAAAUUAGAUAACAAUGUUUGGGAAUCAAACAAUGAAUAUGAUGAUAAAAACAAUCAUUGGCUAACGAAAGCUUCUAUGUUCGGAGAAGAAUUGAAAAAUUCUACAAAUAACUAUUAUAGAAUUAGAAAUGAUAGACCUCAAAGUAAAGGCAAAGCUCCCAUUUAUACUUCACAAAGGAACAAUUCACAACCGCAACAAUGCAAUCAACACUAUAGCAGCACCAGUGGAAAUUAUUAUAAUGAUUUAACAGUCAUUAGUCAAAAUUAUUCUUGA